Rotaria sp. Silwood2 is the source of this 972-nucleotide messenger RNA. NCBI's taxonomy places the organism in Eukaryota, Metazoa, Rotifera, Eurotatoria, Philodinida, Philodinidae. The record is from the annotation of a GenBank genome assembly.
AUGGUUGCUGUAACUCGUGCUGCAUUAUCACGUCAACUACAAUCAUCAAAUGUCAAAACUAAAGCAUCACGUGCUAUUAGAAAAAAAGUUACUAAAAAGAAGAAAACAAUAGUUAAACAAUCUAUAGUAACAUCAUCAUCUACCAUUACUAAAACUACUUCAGCACCAUUCCAAGCAUAUAAUGAUGUUCUAGGCAAAAGUAACAUUACUGAUGCUUUAGCAUAUGAUCGAUAUUAUAAUCCAGUUGGAAGAGAAUAUGAUUUAGGACGAGAUGGAGCAUUUAUGAAUUUUAGUAUUUUAAUUGCACAAUUCUAUAGUGAUUUUCAAUUUACUGAUGCUGCAAUGCAAGUACCCAUUGAUGAACUGAAAAUGAAAGGUUUUGAAGUGAAACAUGUGAAAAAUGAAGAUGAAUGUAUCAAAGAACUUGCUUCAAAUCAUUAUCAAGUUGCAUGGAUUAUAAGUAGCAACUGUACUAAGAAUCCAGAUAUAAUUUCAUCUCUAACAACUUUUCAUUCAAAUGGUGGUGCGAUAUUUCUAUUUGCUGAUAAUAUACCAUGGGUUUGUCAUGCAAAUGAAUUUCUUGAUAAAAAAUUUGGUAUUACUGUCGAUGGAAAUUAUCAUGGUGGAAAUACAAUGACUUAUGAAGAAAAUGGUCAUCAAGAAAAAGGACAUUUUGGUCAACAUGAAAUUUUUACUGGUAUUAAAAAUUUAUUUGAAGGUAUUACAAUAUGUCAUCCAGUAUAUUCAACUGAAGAAAAUCGUAAGAUAUUGGUUCCUAUAGCAACAACAAGUGAUGGUAAUACAAGUAUUGCUGUAUAUGAUCCCUCAUCAAUUUCAACAUCAAAUGAAGGUCGAAUAUGUUUAGAUUGUGGAUUUACAAAAUUGUAUAUCAAUUGGAACUCAGCUGGAACAGCUCGAUACAUUGUGAAUGCAAGUUGUUGGCUUUUACGAAUUGAAAAUCGUUUUUCAUAG